Messenger RNA from Panicum hallii, 822 nucleotides. RefSeq lists its product as uncharacterized. The coding region runs from base 136 to 423 and encodes 95 amino acids. Lineage: Eukaryota; Viridiplantae; Streptophyta; Magnoliopsida; Poales; Poaceae. The transcript has a single exon. The record is from RefSeq and is a predicted model, not a curated record.
GUAGUGCAUUUCUCCACUCCAACACUCCCUCUCCAGCUCCAAGUGUCAUUUUUCGUUAGGAUCUUAGGAAUUCUGAUGAGCGUUUAGGAGUAGUAGUUGUUCAUACAUCUAAUAGCUAGUGAGAUCGAGGAGAGGAUGGAGGUGUUCAUCCACGAGGACUACGUGAACAAGCGCAAAGAGGUGAGGCGGGAGCAGAGGCGGCGGCAGCUGCAGAUGCUACAGGUGGGCGGCAACCCCGGCGCGUCCCGGGAGGCGCUGGCGAGCCGGGAGAGCCCGAGGGUGCCGGAUCAGUGCCUGACGCCGACCGGCGCGUCGCCGUCCGGCGUCAGGUCCCCGACCGCGAGCGCGCUGUCGCCGGCCGGGGAGGCCGCGGGAUGGCCGUCGGAGCACCGCCGCCUCUUCGACUGCCUCAAGCCGUACUAGAGGCAAAGAGUGGCCACAUGCUGGCUUGUCGUCCGGUCCAACUGAAUAAGCGUGGAGUUCGUGGUGGUGGAGUGACCUCUGCUCCUGUAAAUUUCAGCUUGUUUUCGUGUUCGUUUCGGGCCGUGUAUGUGCACCAGGUUUGAAAUGAUGAAAUGUUUCAGAGUCGCAUGCGUGUGCUGGCGCCUUUAGCUGCUAACUGUUGGCAUGAACAUGUACUAGCGUGAGGCCGUUCUGGUCUGUUCCAGGGUCUGGUGAUGCUUGAAUUCAGUGACUGAAUUGAGCAAUCUCCUGCUGGUCCAGAGCUGUCCAGUGGUUCAUGUUCAUUUGCCCCAUGUUGCGUGAUAAGAUGUGUACUUGUAGUGUGUUCCAAGUUAUGGAUCAGCGGUUAGCCCAAGAAAA